Molecule: messenger RNA, 546 nt
Organism: Paramecium sonneborni
Lineage: Eukaryota; Ciliophora; Oligohymenophorea; Peniculida; Parameciidae
Source: the annotation of a GenBank genome assembly
UUAGAGUAUUUUUUCAAGUAACCCUUAAGAAUGAUUAUUAUUAUUAACAAAAAUUUAACAGAAUUCAAAAAUGAAUAAUUAUAUAGGUAGUAAUGCUUAUGAGUAUGAGGAUGAAAUUCAAAUAAAAAAUUAAAAGGUUUUGAACAGUAAAGGAAAUACUUAAAAAUAAGCACUAUUUGAUUCUUACACAUUUGUUUUAGAUGAAUAACCAAAAUCAUAAGAUAAGAAAUAUGAUUAUGAUCUCUAUUAGAUUAUAGGAAAAAAAUUAAAUAAUCCUUACGCUAUAGACUUAUAAAAAGGAUAAACUUAAAAGGGAAACAAAACUUAUGAAAUUGAAGGGGAUAGAGAUGAUUUUCAUAAAUCAAGAAAUGAUACAACUAAAUAGUCAGUAAAUAAGACUUAUUAUUAUAGAAUCUAUUAUUAACUUAUGAUGAUGACUAUUAAAGAAUAACAUAAUCAUUUGGAGUAGAUGAAAGUGUUGACUCAUUAUCAUUAGAGGAAUAUGACUACUAUGAAGAUAUUAAUUGUAAGAGAUGAUUAUAGCAG